CUUCCUCUCCCGCCCUUCGGUUGAUCGUCACCUUCCCCACCGGAUCCCAAGUGGAUCUGUGGCCUCGGUGGUGACUGUAGCGAACUGCCCCUCUCGGGGCCACAAUGCCGAAGGUGCACCCCGCAGUGCCCGCAUUCAAGCGACGGAAGCUCACGCCAGCAACGUCACAUAGGUACACCCGGAAAUUCCGGCUCUUUCAUUUUCUAGCACCCUUCAUGAACUUCAAACCAUCCCUAUUCCGUCAUCAUCUUGACCUUGCUCGAACCUUUUCACCUUCUCCGGGCCUUUCUUGACGAUAAUUCUACCUCUCGAUCGAAUCCUAUCUCAGCUCGCCCCUUACCGUGACCUACCUACUACCUAUUUGACACCAACUUCCAACAUGUCACCGACGGGCCGCAUCCCGCCCAAGGGCGUCUUCGUCCCCUCGCCCACCUUCUUCCUCCCCGCGUCCGCCGGAGCAUCCCACAACCCGCCCCAAGCCCCCGUCGACACCGAAACACAAAUCAACCACAGCAUCUUCCUCGCAAAGGCCGGCAUCACAGGCAUCACCAUCCUCGGCUCGACCGGCGAAGCCGUCCACCUCUCGCGCUCCGAGCGCAGCGACCUCGUGUCCGCCGUGCGCCGGGGCCUCGACAAGGCCGGCUUCCCCGACUACCCGCUCAUGGCGGGGGUGCUGACGAACGGCGAGCUGGAGGACACGGUGCAGUGGCUGGACGACUACGCCAAGGCCGGCGCGCAAUGGGGCCUGGUGCUGUGCCCGGGCUACUUCGGGCCCGCCGUGCCCCAGGACGGGCUCGUCGAGUGGUUCACCCUGAUCGCCGACCGCAGCCCGAUCCCCAUCCUGGUGUAUAACUACCCCGGCGUGACCAACGGCGUGCAGGUCCUGCCCGAGACGUACAGGGCCCUGGCGAAUCACCCCAAUAUUGUAGGGUGCAAGAUGUCGCAUGGUAAUGUCUCGCAUCACGUUCAGGUGUCCCUCGAUCCGGAAAUCGACCACGACCAGUUCCGUGUGUACAGCGGCUUUGGGAACCAACUGGGUCCGAUCGUGGCGUUCGGUGCCGCUGGUGUCAUUGACGGGAUGGCCGCCUUCUACCCCAAGACAGUGGUCGAGCUCAUGAAGCUGAUGUUGAAGGGGGAUUCAUCUCCCGAGGCACAGGCCGAGAUCCACCGGUUACAGUUUGCUGUUAGCAAGGGCGAGGAAUUCGUCAUGCGAUAUGGCGUGCUGGGUAUCAAGGAGGCUUGUUUCCGCGUGGCUGGGUUCGGCAAUCUUGAGGGCGGUCGCCUGCCGAUCCGCGGGAAAUCGCCAGAAGGCGCAUGGGAGAAGGCAAAGGGGAUGUUCCUAAUGGAGAUCCAGGGUAUUGAGUCGUCUCUUUAGACCGCAUCGGUGUUCCACCCUAUUAGAUAGUGAUAGACAAUAGUUACACACGCAAACGCGCCAUGCCAUGUGUGUUGCUGUGGUCUCC
Messenger RNA from Chaetomium fimeti, 1463 nucleotides. RefSeq lists its product as uncharacterized. The transcript is spliced from 2 exons. Lineage: Eukaryota; Fungi; Ascomycota; Sordariomycetes; Sordariales; Chaetomiaceae. Bases 380 to 1375 code for a protein of 331 amino acids. The record is from RefSeq and is a predicted model, not a curated record. Gene Ontology annotation, molecular function: 4-hydroxy-tetrahydrodipicolinate synthase activity.